This is a messenger RNA of Pseudovirgaria hyperparasitica, 2396 nucleotides long. RefSeq lists its product as uncharacterized. The transcript is spliced from 5 exons. Gene Ontology annotation, molecular function: DNA replication origin binding. NCBI's taxonomy places the organism in Eukaryota, Fungi, Ascomycota, Dothideomycetes, Acrospermales, Acrospermaceae. Gene Ontology annotation, biological process: DNA replication; DNA replication initiation. The coding region runs from base 444 to 2396 and encodes 650 amino acids. The record is from RefSeq and is a predicted model, not a curated record. Gene Ontology annotation, cellular component: DNA replication preinitiation complex; nuclear origin of replication recognition complex; nuclear pre-replicative complex.
GUCUAUUCAAAAUUCAAACACUAUGACGACUGGGUGACUUGAUGCUAACUCUGAAUGUUUGCUCCGUCGCUGAAUGGACGCUCUGCCGCUCAAGGUAUUUUCAGGAUAGACAAGUGUAGACCUCCUGGUUAUUUUCCACUUCAACAUUGUAAGCCAUAGAACACGUUCUAGCCAGUCAGGAAAUUGACGUCCUGGCACUCUACACAAUAACAACAGCAAUGUAAACAUGUGCACAAACUCGUAGCAAUGAAAUUGGGUUGCACAAGUUGACUUGAUGGAUGCAGCUCACUGGACCAUACCUGCACGUGACAACGCGUUAAACUAAAAGUGAAGUUCGACCGUGCAUCGCGUGCAACCUGGAGUGCUGUGUCUAAAAGCCAUUUGCACAUUCUUGCUGGACGAGAAAUGUCGCAGCGCUCUGAUCUGUCUGUGAGUCAAUUGCAAUGGAUCAAGAAAAAUGUCGAGUUUUCGUGCCAAGUCGCGAUCGAGACAGAGUCCCUAAGAGAAGACGUGGUGCGCAAAGCGAAUCGACCGACGCAAUACAACAAAGACUAGAGUUAUAUCGAAGUUUGUGGACAUCAGUAGAACGUCAGCUUACGGCUAUCUUACAGCAAGCACAUGUGGCAGCUAUUGAGGAGCUCCAUAAAUUCAUUCUGAGCGAUGCGAAUCAAUACCGAAGCCACAAUCUCAUUCCAACUGGACUCAUUGUCACGGAUCCGAAUUUGACACUACGUAGUUCCUUCUUUGAUCGAUUGCAUCUAGACGUCAAAGAAGAUCAGAAAGCGGCUUUCAUCCCUUUGAGUUCCGGAUCAUGUCCAAAUCUCAAAGCACUGUUGAGAGAAGUGAACAGGUCAUCUGCUAAUCUUUCCUCCGAGGAUGAUGCCAAUGAGAUGAAGAACGAGACUAGGCUGUUUGACUAUGACCUAGAGGCUAUCAGGCAACAGUAUGCCAAGGGGGCCGCAGAGAAUGUCAUCAUCGCAUUCCAAGAUAGCGAGGCUUUCGAUUCUUCAGUACUUGUCCAGGCUAUCGAUAUAUUCCACUCAUGGCUAGAUCGUAUACCAUUCGUGCUUCUCUUCGGCAUUGGGACCUCCACCGAUACCUUCCAAGAACGGCUCCCGGCUGCUACGCUACGAGUUCUUAAGGGAGAGAAAUUUAUCCUCAAGGACUCUGCAGAGACUCUUCAGGACUUAUUCUUAGCCACCGUAGAUGGCCCAGACGUGCGGCUUCGCCUUGGUCCUGACCUUGCGUCUCGGAUGCUGAGAAAUCAGGAAGAGCAUGUCCAAAGCCUUGGCACAUUCUGCGAUUCCGUCAAAUAUGCAUACAUGUCCCACUUCUACGCCAAUGCGGCCAGCAUUGUGCUCGGCGGCGCUAAGUUCAAGGAACUACCUAAGAGUGUUUUCGAAGCCAUCCGCAACCUUCCUUCGUACCGAAGAUGGGCCGAACAAGAGCUCGAUCAGUCGCAUCCCGUGGUUGUACGGAAAUCGUUAGAGUCAGACUCCUUCCUUCUUGAGAUUACGAAGAAACAUCUGGUCUCCUCCAAUGCAGCCAUAGCAAGACUUGUGGAUGCUACAGCAGUCAUAGCAGCUAUUAGGCGGUGCAACCAACAAAGUUCCGCUGCGCACGUUGCUCGGUCUGAGUUGUACGUACGUGCGAUGACAGGAGAGCUUGCCGGGGCACCACUACUGCGAGAAACAAUGAUGUCCGUCAGGAGAGCAUCCUCGGACGUCCUUGAUCUUGUCCUCACUGCCCUCCUCGAAUUGGGCGAGCAAUGUCCGAUCAAUGCAACGAGCUACAAGGCGCAACUAGAGGAACUGUCAACACAAAACCCCAAUCAAUCAGGUCCCCUCCGAAGCCAGCAUGGUGAGACAAUUCGUACUACAGUGGUGUCACAGAAGGUGCAGCUCAGCAAACACAAAGCAUCUCUUACGAAGGCCGACGCAGAUUACGCCGAGCUCUUGGAGUCAGUCAGUGGUGAGCUAGGGGCGUAUUUUGAUGAGACUCUCGUGGACCCUCGAAAGCUGUUCCUUUAUGAAAUACUAGUCUACGACUUGAAGUCGCCACACUUGGAUGUCUUCCAGCCUCGGCCACGAUUCUCAUUAGAAAGAGCUUUGUACUCGCCGCAUGACUAUCUCAACUGUGACUGCUGUCCAUCUCUCCAAAACAGGAACAACGAUGAUGUGUGUAUGGCCCUAGGCUUUUUGAUAAUUAUUGCUAAUGGCGCGAAGAACACAUUGGCUCCAACACAGCCCGCAACUUCUAUUUUAUACCAAUUGUAUCUAGAGUCCGGCUCACUGAUCAAUGCGAGCGACCUGUGGUCAGCCUAUCAUGCAAUAGUGGGUGCCGACGACGAUAAUGAUGAUGAUGACAACGAUGAGGUAUUAGCACAACAUCAGUAA